Messenger RNA from Dendrobium catenatum, 792 nucleotides. Its product is annotated as BTB/POZ domain and ankyrin repeat-containing protein NPR1-like. Gene Ontology annotation, molecular function: protein binding. Bases 16 to 792 code for a protein of 258 amino acids. NCBI's taxonomy places the organism in Eukaryota, Viridiplantae, Streptophyta, Magnoliopsida, Asparagales, Orchidaceae. The record is from RefSeq and is a predicted model, not a curated record. Gene Ontology annotation, biological process: defense response to fungus; systemic acquired resistance, salicylic acid mediated signaling pathway; regulation of jasmonic acid mediated signaling pathway. Gene Ontology annotation, cellular component: cytoplasm; nucleus. The transcript has a single exon.
UUGUUCAUAAAAGGGAUGUUAAUUAAUUCUUUACUUUUUUUGCAGAGGCAUCUUUUUUAUAUUCUUGACAGGGUAGCAAUUGAUGAUGUACCAAUUAUUCUUUCUAUUGCAAAUUUGUGUGGUAGAUUAUGUGGAAAAUUGCUUGAUAAGUGCAUUGAAAUUGUGGUCAUGUCAGAGUUAGAUGUUGUUACUCUAGAAAAGGCCUUGCCCUCUGAAAUUGUCAAGCAAGUAGAGGAAGCUCGUGCAACUCUAGGUCUGCAAGCUCUUGAGAGUUCUGGUUAUCCUGGUAAGCAUGUGAAGAGGAUUCAUAGAGCCCUGGAUUCUGAUGAUGUCGAGUUAGUGAGAAUGCUCUUAAAAGAGGGACAGACUUCUCUAGAUGAUGCAUAUGCACUACAUUAUGCCGUGGCUUACUGCGAUUCCAAAAUUACGUCGGAGCUUCUAGAUCUUGGACUUGCAGAUAUCAACUAUAGGAACCAAAGAGGAUAUACUGUGCUCCAUAUUGCUGCGAUGCGCAGAGAACCUACAUUAAUAGUUUCUCUUCUAACAAAAGGAGCAAGUCCAGCUGAUCUUACAUUGGAUGGCAGAAAAGCUGUUCAAAUUUCCAAGAGACUUACAAGGUCUGUGGACUACUAUAGGACUACGGAUGAAGGGAAGGCUUCUCCCAAGGAACGGCUUUGCAUUGAGAUAUUAGAGCAGGCUGAGAGAAGAGAUCCACUUGUAGGAGAAGCUUCUGUUUCUUUGGCAAUGGCUGGGGAUGACUUACGUGGGUUAGUUACCUUCAAAAGGCCAUGA